This is a messenger RNA of Lactuca saligna, 1240 nucleotides long. The record is from the annotation of a GenBank genome assembly. Lineage: Eukaryota; Viridiplantae; Streptophyta; Magnoliopsida; Asterales; Asteraceae.
CAUCUUUCGAGUACCUAUUGAAUUGUUAGCCCAUAUUGACACAAUUAUCUAAUGCUUUAUUUAAUUAUUUUGGUAGCGAGUAGGAAGGAAGAAACGGGUUUCGUUCAACUUCCACUCAGUCGGAUGGCCCAACUGGAUUAGACUGAUUGGGUCAUCGCAAAAUGUGAAGUUCUGGCUCAGCAUAAGCUCCAUUGUCUAUAGUGGCAGCUCUAGAACCUCCAUCGUAAAAAAUAAAAAUAAAAAAAUCUCCACUUUCCCUUUCCCAUGGAGGACAACGAGUGGGAGACAAUUCAAGCAUCCAGUUCCGCCACUCAAUCGGAUGAAGACGUCGGCGAUGCGGUGGUGGUGGCCAAACCAACCAAUUUCCACGAUUCCUCGGGUGUUGCUCCAAGCAAUCACGAGGGGUUACUCGUUUUCACUCAACCACCACAAGAUGACUACCUCCAUGAACCAGUUCUGGAAACGCCCUCGCCACGAUCGUCGUAUUCGUCGUCAUCAAACCCUUCUUCCACUGAGAUAGUCGAGGGUGAGUUGCCACAGCCACCCGAAACGAGAAGCACGCAACUAAAGGCCAGUUUCAGGAUUUUGAGCUCAUGGGUUUUGAGGAUUGCUUACGGGAUCCGUGACAGAAUUGGAUUUUGGUCAAUUGCGUCGGUGACGGCUUUUGCGUCUGUGAUGGUGUACGGAAUGCAAUGGCAACGCCGGCGGAUGUUAGCGGCGAAAGAGAGUAAGGAUCAGCUGAAGCUUCUCAUAAAUCAGAAAGAUGAGAAAAUAAAACAACUUCUUCUCCAAAUUGAUCGAAUGAAUGAAGCCCUAUCAGCUAGAAGAAAAGUCCGAGGGCAAACUGGAAGCCAACUUGACACUUUCAUAUUGAUUGAAUGAAUGAAGCCUACUCAUCAGCUCAACAAAGGGUGGUUGUUGACAUUGCAAAGUACAUAUUUAAAAGAAGCAUAAUAAUGCUAAUAGUUGCAUAUGGUUUAUAGCACGUAUAUGUCCUUGAGCUUUUGCAUAUUGACUGUUAUGUUUGUGUUCUAUGUAAUCUAAGUUGUGGAUUUGUGUAAUGUUUGUAAAUCUCCUUUUAUUUGUAUACAUGUAUAUGUUGUAUGUACAAGUUUACUAGAGUAAGGAAUUACAGUGUUUAUUUGGUAUCAAUGAACAUGCAUAGGAAGUUAGGCUCAGUUUAUAAAUAUUAAUAACUGUGGAAGAUAUUUCUCAUGCAUUAAAAGUGAAAAUGUCGAAC